Molecule: messenger RNA, 1153 nt
Organism: Myotis davidii
Lineage: Eukaryota; Metazoa; Chordata; Mammalia; Chiroptera; Vespertilionidae
Gene: TMEM52B
Product: transmembrane protein 52B
Exons: 4
Coding region: 335-1096 (253 amino acids)
Source: RefSeq, a predicted model, not a curated record
ACGUGGAGGGCCAGGGAAUGGGUUUGGCAGCGUGACUUUCAGCCUUCAGCAGCCGCCUGGUGUGCUGUGGGGAAGAACCAAGAGGAUCACUUCUUUUCUGAUGGAGAAGACCAAUCUCUCUUUGAUCCUCCUCCAAGUCAAGUUUCUCCUCACUGCCUAGAAAAAUACCUAAUUCCGAGGACUGAUGUGUCCUCGUCACACGUCUUUCUUUUGGGGGCAGUGGGAAAAACCUAAAGACAUAUAGAAAAAGACUAAUAGUGGAAGGAAAGAAAAGACAAAGGGGAGCAAAUGUGGAAACCCUCUAACUAGGAAUAGAAAAGAGAAAGAAGGCAGGAUGAACGGGAAGGGAAAGAUCACAGAAAAUAAAAAGCCCAGGGGAAUAAGGAGAGAGAAAGAGAGAAAAGAAAACAGUGAUUUAUUUUUAAGAAAAGUGUCUCUCCUAAGUCCUCUAGGUCAAGAAGUCAGGCAAGGUGCAGAGCAUGGAAAGGAAGCAGCAGAACAUGGAAAGCAGGUAACGGACACUCAGUGCGUGAUCCCGGAGACGCAGGAGUUCAGCCCCAUGGGACUGAGAGUCCACACCGUGUUGGCCUCUACCCUGGUGUAUUUCAUCCAGGUAAGUUGUGAAAAUGCGGGAAUAACGCUUUUUUGCCUGACCACAGAUUGGGUACAUCUCUGGUAUAUAUGGUUGCUGGUGGUCAUCGGUGCCCUGCUUCUCCUGUGUGGCCUGACCUCUGUGUGCUUCCGCUGCUGUCUGAGUCGCCAGCAAACUGGGGAAGACGAGGGCCGGCCACCCUACGAAGUGACAGUCAUCGCUUUUGACCAUGACAGCACUCUCCAGAGCACGAUCACCUCCCUGCAGUCAGUGUUUGGCCCUGCUGCUCGGAGAAUCCUGGCGGUGGCCCACUCCCACAGCCCGCUGGGCCAGCUGCCCUCCUCCGUGGACACCCUCCCAGGGUAUGAGGAAGCUCUUCACAUGAGUCGCUUCACAGUGGCCAGGUGUGGGCCGAAAGUACCUGACCUACCCUCAGUGCCAGAAGAGAAGCAGCUGCCUCCAGUGGAGAAGGUGUCUCCUCAAGGAGAACACGCUUCAAAUUGAUGGGAACUUCAGUUUUAUAAAUGGGGAGGGGGUAUCCGCAGAGUGGGUAAAGAUAGA